UUUGGUAGCGUGCGAAGCCGGGAGAACCAGGAAGGAAUCAGGAAUCGGUGCCGGAGGGGCGAGGGCUGCCGUAGCAAAUAGGAGCAGCAGGUCCAUGUUGCUGCUGGCUCGAGGGCCCAACGCGUGGCCAAGGCUCUCUCAGCUCAAGCCCCAGAUCUUCCCUAGGCCCCUGGGAAGCGAAAUCCUGCAUCAGAGGGCCUUGCACUCAUCAGGAAAGGGCCCUGCAGAGACUGGUCGGCAGGGCCUGCACGGAGGCCCCAGGCUGCGAACCAGGCUCCUGAUCACUGCCCUGUUUGGGGCAGGGCUGGGUGGGGCCUGGCUGGCUGCCAGGGCUGAGAAGGAGCGGCAGCGGCAGCAACGUCGGGCAGAGGCCCUGCGCCAGGCAGCCGUGGGCCAGGGCGACUUCAGCUUGCUGGACCACCACGGCCAAAUCCGUUGCAAGGCCGACUUCCGGGGUCAGUGGGUGCUGAUGUACUUUGGCUUUACACACUGCCCGGACAUCUGUCCUGAUGAGCUGGAGAAGCUGGUGCAGGUGGUACAACAGCUGGAAGCACAUCCUGGCCCACACCCUGUGCAGCCCAUCUUCAUCACCGUGGAUCCUGCCCGGGAUGACACUGCAGCCAUGGCCCGAUACGUGCGGGACUUCCACCCGAGGCUGCUGGGCCUGACAGGUUCUGCUGAACAGGUGGCCCAGGUCAGCCGCAGCUACCGUGUGUACUACAGUGCUGGCCCCAAGGACGCGGACCAGGACUACAUCGUGGACCACUCCAUUGCCAUCUACUUGCUCAGCCCUGAUGGCCUCUUCACUGACUACUAUGGUCGGGGAAGGUCAGCAGAGCAGAUCGUGGGCAGUGUACGGCAGCACAUGGCUGCCUUCCAAAGUGUUCUUUCCUGACCCACUGUAGCCCAGGCCCUGUCAUUAAACAGGGAGCACCUGUGUAUUGAAUCUGCA
Molecule: messenger RNA, 952 nt
Organism: Octodon degus (degu)
Lineage: Eukaryota; Metazoa; Chordata; Mammalia; Rodentia; Octodontidae
Gene: Sco2
Product: protein SCO2 homolog, mitochondrial
Exons: 2
Coding region: 95-895 (266 amino acids)
Biological process (GO): intracellular copper ion homeostasis; mitochondrial respiratory chain complex IV assembly
Cellular component (GO): mitochondrial inner membrane
Molecular function (GO): copper chaperone activity; copper ion binding
Source: RefSeq, a predicted model, not a curated record